AUUUUUCGAGGUGGGGGCACUAAUUAAGAGAAUGUGGUUGGGGGAGUCGAGAACGUAUCGUUACCGUUAGUGGUAAAUUUUCUCGAAUCUUUAUUAACUUUGUUUCUACACGCUGGUUCUAUCAAAUAAAUUCAUAAUGGGAAGCAGUGGUCAAUUGUAUAGUCUCUCUUGGGGAGAAUUUAGUUCAUCAUUAGCUUCUGCAGUGCAAUUAUUGAGAGGUCAUGGAGAUCUGGUUGAUGUUACUUUGGCUGCUGGUGGACGUAGUUUUCCUGCCCAUAAGAUAGUUCUUUGUGCAGCUAGUCCUUUCCUAUUGGAUUUAUUAAAGAGCACACCGUGUCAACAUCCAGUGGUUAUGUUAGCUGGGAUAGCAGCAGAUGAUUUAGAAUCAUUAUUAGAGUUUGUAUACCGUGGUGAAGUGAGUGUGGAACCAUCUCAGUUACCCUCGUUGCUUCAAGCUGCUCAUUGUCUUUGCAUUCAUGGAUUAACACCACCUACUAUAUUAACUGAAAAUGGGGAAGAGGUACCUAUAUCAGCAAUACCAACAGCAAAUGAAGCUUUAUCCAAAGAAACAGUUAGUCCCUAUUUUCCAUUAAAACGAAAGAGGAAAAGAAGAAAGUCAUCCUCCUCUUCUGGAAAAUGGCCACGUACUUCUAAUACCACCGAUAAUGAAAAUAGAUCUGUAGAUGGAACUGAUAACAGAUCAGCAGGAUAUGAUCAGAAAGAUGAAGACAAUACAGAGCAUGGUGAUGAUACAGCAGCGAACGAUCGGUUGGAAUAUUCGAAUCAUCGGGGUUGUCACUCGCCACGUGCUCAAGAAGCGCAGCCAGUGUCGUCGGAAAAUUCUCAAGCAGGACAGCAUCAGGAUCAAAUGUCGGAAAGUGAAACGCAUCUUCAUACAUUAAUGCCAAUGCAGCCAUAUUCUCCGCUACAAAUACCGCAAUUUCCUGGUCCUCUUAAUAUGGGCUUUCCACCUGGUAUACCGCUCCCACUAGUUACCCAGAGUGCAACGGUGGGAACGGUGGCUAGUGGACCAACCGGCAAUAUGAAUUUAUCUAAAAUACGUGGUGCAUCUGAUUGUCCAGGCGUUUGUCCACUCUGUGGCGCUACGUUACGGCAAGCGAGAAAUCUACGUAGACAUCUCUUAUCCUCUUGCAAAUAUCGGUUUAGUAGUAAUUCGGUUCAUGGUUCCACGGCUGAUUCGAUGAUGAUAGAAAUAAAGCCUGAAGUCGAAUUGCCUGGUUACAACGAGCCGACUGUAACGUACGGGACUGAUAGUGGAAGUAGUACCUCUGAGCAAAUCAUUUGUAAACCCAGUCCGCUUCCUUCACCGACCUCGCACGGCUCGAAUGUUGUUUCACCUCAAAACAACAUUCCAUAUGUUCGUACCUGUUUAGAUUUGACGGAAUUAAUUCUAGGAGACGGUCUGUCGAAAUCACGAAGCAUGUCCGAUCAACCAGCCUCUUGUCCAUUGUGCGGCGCGAUUUUGCGUCAAUCACGAAAUUUGAGGAGACACUUAGAGCUUCUCCACUUUGGACUCGGUAGCAAUAAUAAAUCCACCGUGGACACGGGAUACCGGCGAACAAAUAAAAAUAACGAUCUCGUUCGAUCAACCUUCGCAUCUAUUUGUCAACCUCACGUGACGAGGACAGAUCGAUCAAAGCCUGCCGAGAGUACAGACAUUUCCACGUUAACGUCCUCGUUCAUUGCCUCGUCCAACGCAUCGAAUGUCAGUCUUACAGGAAAUCUGAUGGGACCAGGUUCGAGUAUCCUGGGAACUGGUGAUCAAAUUCCGAAUUCAGCCUUGGUUGCUGCAACUUCUUGCACUGCUUCCAUGGCGUCUGUCACUAAUGGAGUUUAUUCAUCCGAUGGUAAUACCAGUAUAUUAAAUUGUUUGUUAUCCUCGUUACCGUUUUUGCCUUCUAUUUCUUCUUCACGUGGUAUGUCCGCCAGGAAUCACAAACAAACACAUCCUCCCGAUAUUAUUUAACACGUUAAUUGAUAGGGUAUUAAGAUAUAAAUCUUACUCGGUAUAUCCAGCAUUUUUUCAUUUGUAGAAACUUUUCUAAAAUGGAUUUUAAAUUGAAGUACAAAAAAUUUGUAUAAGUGGUAAAUAUGGUGUGAAAUGUGUUAAAAUGACGGUAAACAUUUUCAGAUAUAAUUUAUUUAA
This is a messenger RNA of Osmia lignaria (orchard mason bee), 2167 nucleotides long. The record is from RefSeq and is a predicted model, not a curated record. NCBI's taxonomy places the organism in Eukaryota, Metazoa, Arthropoda, Insecta, Hymenoptera, Megachilidae.